CCAAUAUGGCGGCGCCCAUGUAAACAUGCCGCAGUAACUGAAGGGGUACAGGGAAUAGGGACUCAUUGAUAACUGUUACGUCUCUGUCUCUUCUGCAAUUUGAUGUGCCCUGCAAUAUCCGUGCUCUAUUCUGUGCCCUUUGCUAUCCUUCUCUCUAGAUGCCGAUACUCACUACUUGGGAAGUUGCUCUGUAAUUACAGAUAUCCACUCCCUGAGAGGGGCAAGUGCUCAUACAGAAUGGAGAGACCAUCAGUGUCUGAGAAUUCUGGAGAAACUGUGAUUAAAGAGGGAAGAGCCAGCGUUAUCUACCCCAGCGCCAAUCAAGUCUUUUAUAAUCCUGUACAGGAAUUCAAUAGAGAUUUAACCUGUGCAGUGAUCACAGAAUUUGCUCGUAUGCAACUUCUACAGAAAGGAAUUAAGAUUUUGGUACCGGAUGAAAGGGAAGAGCAGAAAGUAGUGAUACAUUUAGCAGAGGAAAAGGAAGAUCCUGUACAGCCUGCCCUGGAGGAUCAACCAACCUCCAAUGAGUUGCGCACCGCAGGUGUUGAGGAGCCUUGUCCUGAUGGCCUGCGUGUUUUAGAAGGUCUGGCUGCUUCUGGUUUGCGUUCAAUCCGUUUUGCACGAGAGGUGCCAGGAUUACAUAGCAUCAUCGCUAAUGAUUUCUCAGCCAGUGCAGUGGAGCUGAUUAAAAGAAACAUACAGUUCAAUGGUGUGGAGAAUCUAGUGACAGCCAGCUACAGUGAUGCCAGAAUGCUGAUGUAUAGCAGGAGAGAGACACGUGAACGCUUUGAUGUCAUAGACUUGGAUCCGUAUGGAAGUCCAUCUAUGUUUCUGGAUGCAGCAGUACAGAGCGUUAGUGAAGGAGGACUACUCUGCGUCACUUGUACCGAUAUGGCCGUGAUGGCAGGGAACAGCGGAGAGACCUGCUACAGCAAAUAUGGCGCAAUGUCUAUCAAGUCCAAAUUCUGUCACGAGAUGGCCCUCCGCAUCCUCUUGCACAGCUUAGAUUUGCGGUCCAAUUGCUACCAGCGUUACAUUGUUCCGUUGCUCUGUGUCUCUGCUGACUUCUACAUUCGCGUCUUUGUUCGUGUGUUCACAGGACAGGCAAAAGUUAAAUUGUCCGCCAGUAAGCAGGCGCUGGUGUACAACUGUGUGGGAUGUGGAACAUACCACGUGCAGCGUAUGGGAAGAGCCACAAGCCAAGGAAACCACACAAAAUUUUCACCUGGAACUGGUCCGCCUGUAGGAAUGAACUGCGAGUUUUGCCACCAAAAGCAUCAGAUGGGAGGUCCGCUGUGGGCGGAGGCUCUUCAUGAUAAUGAUUUUGUCGGAAGAGUCUUAUCGGCUUUGGAACGAAACCCAAAGAGAUUCAGAACCUCAGACAGAAUACAGGGUGUGCUCAGCAUGGUAACAGAGGAGCUGACUGAUGUCCCGUUAUAUUACACAUUAGAUAACUUGAGCAGUGUAAUUCAUUGUAGCACCCCACCUUUGCUGCAGUUCCGCUCUGCUCUGCUCCAUGCAGGCUACAGGGUCUCUCUGUCUCAUGCUUGUAAACAGGCUGUGAAAACUGAUGCUCCUGCUUCCGUCAUCUGGGACGUAAUGAGAUGCUGGGAGAAACAGAACCCAGUGAAGAGAGAGAAAUUAUCUGAGACCAGCCCAGCAUUCCACGUCCUGAGCAAGGAGCCUAGUCUACAGGCCUGUUUUGAUGUCCGAGAAGAUGCUAAUCCAAAAUCAAGAAAACUUGGUCUGAAGAGGUUUCAAGAAAAUCCAGAGGCCAACUGGGGGCCUAAAGCAAGAGCCAAGGCAGGGGGCGUGAUUGUUCCAACAUUAGAGGAGAAGCGUAAGCAGCACCAGAACAAGAGAAAAACCUCUCCUGGAGCUGAGAACUGUUUCAAAAAUUUCCCCUGCAAGAAGUUUAAACAGGGCAACUGCGAUUUAGGAGAGAAAUGUUGUUAUGCCCACAUCCCUGCCCCUGCAGAACCUGAAAAAAGGCCAUCUCCACACGAAGCUCCACCUUCAAGCUAGAAUGAAGAAUACUCUUAGCAAAAUCAUCAAUAAUUCAUAACAGAAGGUUUUAGGCAUUUAAAGGGAGGCAGUAACAUGAUCAAAACAGACUAACUGCCUCAUAAUCCUUCCUGUUAAAAAUACAUACAUGUGCUCAGUUUGCUUUAAAAAAAAAAAGGUAGCUUAUUGAGUCCUCAAGUGCCUGUUUAUCUUUUACUUAACUAAAAACCCUGUCCACAUUUAUUUCACCACAAUGUUAUAUUUUAAAACUUUAUACUGUAUAAAAGAACAUUACUAUUAUGCAAAAAUUGACAUUACUUGCAGUUUGAUGUUGGCAACUGCAAAAUACAAACAGAUUCAUUAUCCGAACACCCAGCACUGUAAGUGCAGAGGUGAAGUGAACAAGAGGGAGCACACUAGGACUAAUAACCUAUUAUAUAAAACAAAACUGGUUUUAAUGUUCCCAUAAAUCUUUCUCUUUAACAUCCUCUCCCUUUAACAUUACAGAUUUUGUUUUGCGUAAAAUGGUAAUCCUUGAUAUUGGAGAUUUGACUUAUUUAGUACAGGAAGUGUUUUCACCCAUAUCAUUUUUUUUAUAGUACAUAUUUAUGUAGCUGCUAGCUCCACUUGUUCAUUAUGAGGCUAGAGAGAAAUGCGCCUACAAAUUAUUAUAUAUGAAAGCAGAGAUGGACACUAGCGUUUUUUUUUUUUUUUUUUUGCAAACCAGUACAAAGACAACAUCUUAAAAACAAUGGGAAUAAAUAAGGUGAACAUGUUUAGUUUUGUGUUAAUAGGCCUUUACAUGUGAUUGUAAGAUUUCCUUUAUACUAUAGCACAUUUAAAAGAUAAGGAAAGGAAGGUUUUUUUUUUUUAAUAAAGUCUUUGCAAACAUGCAUUUGCUGCGCUGAGUAAAAAAAACACUUGCCAGCAGUGCUAGGCAUAUUGCUGUACAAAUGUUGAUUGGCUUGGUGAAACAAUUUUUUUUCCUUGGGUAGAGGGAGGUUGUAUAUUUUGGACUUCAUGUGCUGUAUUCUUAAAAUGUAGGAUUUCUAGACUUCGUAUCAAUUUUAAAUUUGUCUUUUUAAUUCCUUAAGUUAUUUGUUUUGUGUGUAUAUAUAAACAAAGUGACUUGUGGCAGUUCUAAAUCAAUAAUUAUGUUCCGACAUGGGUACUACUUUAUAACCAGAUCAAUUUACAAAGUAGUUUAUGUGUUUUAUUAUUGAGUGUUUUUCCUUUUAGAACUGACGGCUGGUUCUAUAGCAGUGCUUAAAACCUUUUUCAUUUUUUUACUUAAUUUUUUUUAUCCCUCUAAUUAUUUUUACCUGAAAGACAAAAGAUUUUUUUGAGAAAGAAAAUACAAUUUAUUUAUGUUGUUGUAGAAAUGUAGCCUAUGUGACGGCACUCCAUUUAAAGGGGCUGUACAAUGAGGGGGCUCCUUGACUUGCACAUGUGUACGAUCCUUUGAGGUUUUGUUGCUAACUGUCCCAGUGGGGCCGAUUAUUAUAUUGGAUGGUAGCCAAGAAUGUGCGAAUCUCCAUAGGUUUAAGAGUCACUUGAGAAGGAUCCAGCUUAGAUUUGAAAUUGGGAAGAGAGGAUGCUUUGUGAUCUGAAGGAGAGAAAUGCAUAUCGUUAUACAGGAAGAAUAAAAUACUUUAUUUUAGAGAA
Messenger RNA from Bombina bombina (fire-bellied toad), 3669 nucleotides. RefSeq names its product tRNA methyltransferase 1 (gene TRMT1). Lineage: Eukaryota; Metazoa; Chordata; Amphibia; Anura; Bombinatoridae. Gene Ontology annotation, molecular function: metal ion binding; RNA binding. The record is from RefSeq and is a predicted model, not a curated record. Gene Ontology annotation, cellular component: nucleus. The transcript has 17 exons. Gene Ontology annotation, biological process: tRNA N2-guanine methylation. The coding region runs from base 103 to 2025 and encodes 640 amino acids.